AUGUCGGACGGUGUCGGGAUUGUGGUUGAAGAUGGGCGUUGGGAGGGAAUUUUGGGAUUGUGGUUGGAAGAUGGGCGUUUGAAACAGAAAAUCACGUAUAUAACAUGGUUUUUAGACACUUCUUGGGAUUUCCGGUUGCUAAUUGCGGCUGAGACCCGGCGGAGAUCGCGAUUCGUCGGCCUUGUCCAUUGCAGCAGCAGUAGCAGCAAUAAUGGAAGCAGCGAUGCUAAAAAGGGAGUCCCAAAUUCGUACUACGUUGUGCCUCUUAACAAGUCAUUUUCCCCUUCCAACUCUUCCUACAUCACUCGUCCACUCGUCGAAAUCCUUCGCGACCUCAACAAGCGUAUCCCUGAUAACGUCGUCAAGCCCCCUUCUAACUCUUCCUCUUACACCUUCAUCCCCUGGUACCAUGCCAAUCGAAUGUUGAGCUUCUACGCCCCUGGAUGGUGUGGAGAAGUGCGUGAUGUUAUUUUUGCUGAGAAUGGAACUAUCACUGUUGUAUAUCGACUCACCAUUCGAGGAUCUGAUGGAGAGGCACAUCGAGAGUCGACAGGCACGGUGUCAAGCAGUGACAUCGGCAUAGGAGAGGAUCCAGUGAGUGCAGCAGAAGAAAUAGCAUUCUGCAGGGCCUGUGCUAGAUUUGGUCUUGGCCUGUAUCUUUACCAUGAACAACAAUAGACACAUGCACAGACAUGCUGUAGAGUGUAGAGGCAAUAUGCUCUUACUCGUACUGUUGAAGUACAUUUUCAUUACUAGACUGCGUGACUAUUAAUUAAAUGAAGGUUUUAAAAUUAGCUUACUUUGAAAUUAUUAUU
This is a messenger RNA of Hibiscus syriacus, 815 nucleotides long. Its product is annotated as DNA repair RAD52-like protein 2, chloroplastic. The record is from RefSeq and is a predicted model, not a curated record. Gene Ontology annotation, molecular function: DNA binding. The transcript has 5 exons. NCBI's taxonomy places the organism in Eukaryota, Viridiplantae, Streptophyta, Magnoliopsida, Malvales, Malvaceae. Bases 1 to 678 code for a protein of 225 amino acids. Gene Ontology annotation, biological process: double-strand break repair via homologous recombination.